This is a messenger RNA of Rhizoctonia solani, 600 nucleotides long. RefSeq lists its product as uncharacterized. The record is from RefSeq and is a predicted model, not a curated record. The coding region runs from base 1 to 600 and encodes 199 amino acids. NCBI's taxonomy places the organism in Eukaryota, Fungi, Basidiomycota, Agaricomycetes, Cantharellales, Ceratobasidiaceae. The transcript is spliced from 4 exons.
AUGUCAACGAUUCAAAUUAUUGGUGUCCCUGGCCUAACGGAACUCGGCAGCAUAGUACGUAAGACUGCUUCGGCGCUGAAGGCUCGCGGGCGGAUCAGUAGGGAGAUAGAAAGACAGGUUAAUCGCAUAGAACACUUUGUAGCAACACUCACUACGUCAGUCAACGCUUGUAUCAAUGCCUGUGAUGAUGAUGGAGAAUUCAAAGUCCUUGGGAACUAUUUGUACAAAGCCCAAGAGUCCGUCGAUGAACUGAACAAACUGAGGCACAAAUUGAUCGAACUAAAACAUCGACGAUACAAGAAACGAUUCGCCAGCCAAUCGAGAAUCAUCGACAAGCUUGAUGCCUAUGAGAAGCAGUUCUCAGAUGUCAUAUCUGAGUUUCACCUAAUUUCUAGCGUUUCGGCUAACAUCCAAGUCGGGGGCCUGUUCCAAAUCGAUACUAUAGGCACUAAUACAAGAACUACCCAUCAGACAACUCGUGAUUUCACGGCCUGGUGGUUUUUAGGGACCUCAAAACGCAAUUCUCCACGUAAGACGACAGCCUCGGUCAACCAGUUGCGAGUCGCAUUGUUCCUGGUGGUCACAGGCGCAUUUUUUUAA